AUGGGCGACUUGGACGCAAAAAAAUGCAUUGCGACGUACGAUCCCUUCCCAACAUACCCAUACACUGGCAAGCUGCGACCGGUGUAUCCUCUAGCCCCUCAGAACAAAGUACCCUCCGAUAUAGUAGCACCCGAUUAUGCCAAGGAUGGAAUUCCGCGCUCUGAACAGAAAAUAUUUGGUCGGAACAGCAUCAGAAUCCUCACCGAGAAGGAACAGGAAGGGAUGAGAAAAGUGUGCCGCAUGGGAAGAGAGGUGUUGGAUAUCGCAGCACGCGAGAUAAAACCGGGUGUGACAACCGAUCACAUUGACAAGAUAGUCUACCAAGCGUGCAUGGAGCGAAAGGCAUACCCGUCACCUUUGAAUUAUAUGAAUUUUCCCAAGUCAGUGUGUACAUCAGUCAACGAGGUCAUUUGCCAUGGUAUCCCCGAUCAACGACCGCUGGAGGACGGAGACAUUAUCAAUAUCGACAUCUCAAUAUACCAUGGAGGAUUCCAUGCAGAUCUCAAUGAGACGUAUUACGUGGGAGACAAGGCGCUUGCAGACCCAGACACAGUCAGAGUGGUGGAAACAGCCAGGGAGUGUUUAGACAAGUCCAUUGAGAUUGUUAAGCCGGGAAUGCUAUUCCGUGACCCUGGAAACGUCAUUGAAAAGCACGCCAAAAGCCGGGAUUGCAGUGUCGUGAGAACAUACUGCGGGCAUGGUGUAAAUCAGCUGUUCCACACUGCCCCAAGCAUUCCUCACUAUGCAAAGAGCAAGACUGUUGGAUCCGCGAAGCCGGGCAUGUGUUUUACGAUCGAGCCAAUGAUUAACCUGGGGUCGUAUCGGGAUAAAACCUGGCCCGACAACUGGACCAGUGUCACCAUAGAUGGGAGGAAAUCAGCGCAGUUUGAGCAUACCCUUCUGGUUACGCAGACGGGUGUUGAGAUCCUAACAGCAAGGCUGCCCGACUCGCCAGGCGGGCCGGUUCAAAUGCCUUCCAUGGACGGCGAGGCACCCAAAGCAUGA
Messenger RNA from Uncinocarpus reesii 1704, 1005 nucleotides. RefSeq names its product methionine aminopeptidase 1. The transcript is spliced from 3 exons. Bases 1 to 1005 code for a protein of 334 amino acids. NCBI's taxonomy places the organism in Eukaryota, Fungi, Ascomycota, Eurotiomycetes, Onygenales, Onygenaceae. Gene Ontology annotation, biological process: proteolysis. Gene Ontology annotation, molecular function: metalloaminopeptidase activity. The record is from RefSeq and is a predicted model, not a curated record.